AUGCAUUUUCGAUUUACCCUCACUGUUAUUGCGUUUCUAACUACUCAAUCAGAUGCCUGUAUGAAAAUGAUCUCACCUGAUGAUGUUUCCAUCUCGACGCCAGCUCCACCGUUGCCUUGCACACAAUGUGAUACGAAGAGUGUUGUGGAGAAUCCAACUAACCCCGAGAUGCAAGUUCCGACGACUUGGAAAGAGACGACACCGACCGCCGAGGGUUGCACGCAGUACAUAGCGGAAUUCCAGGCGCCCGCAGGACAAACUUGCAUAUCGCUCUCAGUUUAUAUCACCCAAGCUGAUGAUCCAGAAAACAGAAUUUAUAAAGUGAACUCAGGAACAUACGCAGCUUUGACAUUCACGUGUAAAAAUGACAUGAUGUGGGGAUUCGAUCAAUUGACAGUGUAA
This is a messenger RNA of Caenorhabditis elegans, 402 nucleotides long. RefSeq names its product C6 domain-containing protein (gene K07G6.1). The transcript has 4 exons. The record is from RefSeq and is marked reviewed. Bases 1 to 402 code for a protein of 133 amino acids. NCBI's taxonomy places the organism in Eukaryota, Metazoa, Nematoda, Chromadorea, Rhabditida, Rhabditidae.